AAUAAUAAUACCGCUAUUCGCUGUGGCGGUCUUUGAUUUUUUUUUAUCACUAAAUCAUAACAUUUGAAUUUUGAAUUUUUUUUUUUAUUGAUUGUUCUCAAGAAGAUUAAACUGGUAUAUUGUUGAGUAGCAAAACCGUUAAAAACUUCAAUUGGUUUUCAGAUCUAUUCGUUAGAACGUCAUUGAUAAUCGCUGUGCAAAACCUUAUAUUGUUUAUCGUAUCCUAACGACGGAACUACGAAAUGGAACCCAUGGCUCUAGGAUCACCAUCACAUGACAGUCCACAAAAACCUAUCUAUCUUCCUGGAUACUUGAUGGGUGAACGUGCUCAAUCUCCGAUCGGUAAUGUUUCCAUUAGCACCAUGUCUCCGUUACGUGCAAAUCGUAGCCAAACUCCAGAUGUACAUACCACGUUUUUAAUGCGCAAUUUUCAUCAUGAACUAAGCGAUAAGCCAUCUUCCACUCCUAUCUCUAAUAGAGUCAAUGAUGAACCAACAAAAGCUCCAACAAUUGAUUUAUUUGAUUCGAUAAAUACUUCCGACUAUAGUGAAAAGCAGUGUAACAAUAAAGAAAACAAACAAUUUUAUUCUGAUAUAAACAAUCUGGUUGAACAACCAAAAGCUGCUCCAGGAUGUUGGAUUACAGUUUUUGGCUUUUCAAUUUCGAAUAAAGAUGAAAUAUUAUCUAAAUUUAAACACAUGGUGUCUUGUUGUGAUGUGAGACAAGCUGGGCCAAAUUGGGCACACAUAUGUUUUAGUGAUCCUACAGAUUAUCAUCGUGCUCUAUUAUUUCAUGGCCAAGUAACCAAUAAUGGAGCUAUGAUUGGAGUUAUUCCAUGUAAUGAUAAGACAAUUUUAAAUGAAAAUAUUAGCCCUAUUGAUUCACACCCUGGUCCGAGUACUGACAUUUUAUCAAAAUCGCUGCGUUCACCAAUUUUAGGUCAACAAUUUUCCAGUCCAAAUGAUUCAAUCUCUAAAAGAAAUAAUAUCAGACCAAUGGCUAUAAGACCUAUACCUAUUCAAGGAAACAAUAACUCUCCUUCAGCUACAACUUCAAAUGGUAUUGUCACAAAAACUUUGGAAUAUUUAUUUGGUUGGUAGGUAAGAAAUUUAAAUAUGCGUAAGACAAAAUCAUUAGUGGAUUUUCAAACCAUUGUUUAUAUUUUAUUAUUUUAAUACAUUUUUUUUAAAAUCAACUAUUGUUUAAUUAUUAGUAAAUAAAAUUCAUAUUGAUUACUGGAA
Molecule: messenger RNA, 1241 nt
Organism: Acyrthosiphon pisum (pea aphid)
Lineage: Eukaryota; Metazoa; Arthropoda; Insecta; Hemiptera; Aphididae
Product: nucleoporin NUP53
Biological process (GO): nuclear pore organization; NLS-bearing protein import into nucleus
Cellular component (GO): nuclear pore central transport channel; nuclear pore nuclear basket; nuclear membrane
Molecular function (GO): structural constituent of nuclear pore; nucleic acid binding; phospholipid binding
Source: RefSeq, marked provisional